CCUGGACUAUGUCAAUGUAGGAGACCACCUGAACCCACAGCAGUUUGCCUAAUGGACAAAGAUUGGAGUCGAGGAUGUAAUUAUCAAUCUGCCCUACAAGGCUUAUCUUCAUCAGGCAGGAGGAUUACAGACUUCUGUCCACUCACACUGGACAUCAACACGACACACAGUGAGCUCUGUCUGUCUGAAGGGACCAAGAAGAUGACACUUAAGAGGACGGUGACUGAAUAUCCUGAUCAUCUUGACAGAAUUGACUGCUGGCCUCAAGUUCUGUGCAGAGAGGCUCUGACUGGAGCUUGCUGUUACUGGGAAGUGGAGGGGACUGGAGGCUUGAUGAAGACUGGAGUCGCAUAUAAAGGGUUUGUUUAGGUUAUAUGAAAUUACAUACAGUAAAGGAACAUGUAUUAUAUUUGUGGUUAUUAAUGGUUAGGUAUUUUUAAAAGUCAAAUGGUAUAAAUGUGCUUUACUUUUUGACCCCAUUUUAUUUGAAUUCCUUAAUUUAAAAAGUUAAAAAAAUAAUUAGUUCAAUUGAUAUUUGUUAAAUCAUUUGAUAACUUCUAAUUUGCAAAUACCUCUGGUCAUGUUUUAUAUGUUCUGUAUAUGUUGUACCGUGGCGGUCCUGUUAAAACGUUAUUUCAUGCCACUGUAUGCUGCAAUGUGGUGUAAGGAUGGUAUCACAAUAA
This is a messenger RNA of Erpetoichthys calabaricus (reedfish), 683 nucleotides long. RefSeq names its product stonustoxin subunit beta-like. The record is from RefSeq and is a predicted model, not a curated record. NCBI's taxonomy places the organism in Eukaryota, Metazoa, Chordata, Cladistia, Polypteriformes, Polypteridae. The transcript has 2 exons. Bases 52 to 369 code for a protein of 105 amino acids.